AUGGACUCUGGCCAGCUGCCGUCUCGAAGUUAUAUUCCCAAGAGUCCCCAUGGACCAUUCCCUUAUUCACCGGCAGAUCUGACGCCUAUGGAUGUUGGGAAUGAUUCCUCGUUCUACAAUGUGCCUCGUUUUGUCACCCAUAUCGACGACAAUGCAAUCCUCAACCUGAGAAAGUACUAUGACAGCGUUCUACCUCGGCAAGGACGAAUCCUAGACUUCUGCUCCAGCUGGAUCUCUCACUAUCCGCCCGAGGUCCAAGAUGCAGCAGCUGCAGGGACACUGGACGUACUCGGCGUGGGCAUGAAUGCACCUGAGCUGAGCAAAAACCCGGCGUUGAAGGGCUGGGCCGUGCAGGAUCUCAAUGAGGAUCCCGAGGUACGACUGCCUGGAUCUAGGGAAGGAAAUCUUGACGCUUCGACAUGCGUCGUCUCAAUCGACUACCUGACGAGACCGGUGGAGGUUUUGCAGAGCAUUCGACGGCAGACGAAUGAAGGAGGCCAAGUGCAUUUGAUUGUCUCGAGCAGAUGCUUCCCAUCCAAAGCGGUAGGCCGUUGGCUGGAUGUGGGCGAGGAGGAAAGACUGGAUAUGGUCGGCGACUAUCUAUGGUGGAGUGGAUGGCGCAACAUUGAGAUUCAAACGCUGGUGGUAGGGACCUGGAGGAGAGAUCCCUUGUGGGUGGUCAGAGGAGAGAAUAUUGCCAAAAGUGCAGGCACACCUGUGGGAAGGGUACUCGUCUAG
This is a messenger RNA of Capronia coronata CBS 617.96, 738 nucleotides long. RefSeq lists its product as uncharacterized. The transcript has a single exon. NCBI's taxonomy places the organism in Eukaryota, Fungi, Ascomycota, Eurotiomycetes, Chaetothyriales, Herpotrichiellaceae. The record is from RefSeq and is a predicted model, not a curated record. Bases 1 to 738 code for a protein of 245 amino acids.